Colossoma macropomum (tambaqui) is the source of this 3239-nucleotide messenger RNA. RefSeq names its product protein Wiz. The transcript has 10 exons. Gene Ontology annotation, molecular function: RNA polymerase II cis-regulatory region sequence-specific DNA binding; DNA-binding transcription factor activity, RNA polymerase II-specific. The record is from RefSeq and is a predicted model, not a curated record. Gene Ontology annotation, biological process: regulation of transcription by RNA polymerase II. Bases 109 to 2943 code for a protein of 944 amino acids. Gene Ontology annotation, cellular component: nucleus. NCBI's taxonomy places the organism in Eukaryota, Metazoa, Chordata, Actinopteri, Characiformes, Serrasalmidae.
CUCGGUGAGGUUCGACUGUGCUGUGUCGAUGAAGAAGGGCUGCUGCUCACUCAACCCAAACAGUAGCGUAAACACGUUGUGCAGUAGGGUAACGAAGGGACUGCAGGGAUGGAGAGAGCUCCAGAAACAGCCCGGAAAAGCACAACCAGCAUUCCCCUCCACUCAAUGCCUGGCACCGGCUCUUCAUCGGCAGCUGAGGAGAAUGAAUCAGCAGGGGUGCAUUUGUGUGAGGUCUGUGGAACGUGUUUUGAGACAAAGCGAGGACUUUCCAGUCAUUGCAGGUCUCACCUGAGGCAGCUGGGUGUGGCCGUGUCUGACAGCAGCGGCGCUCCGAUUGACCUGCUGUACGAGCUCAUCCGCGAGAGAGACGGAAAACUGCCCUAUCCCUCCCCUAAGGCCAGCUCGGACAAAACACCAACUCACAAACCCCCCAGAAAACCCAAAAUCCCCAAAUCCCUCCUGACCCCUAGCCUUAAAACCAUCCAGACUCCCACCCAUAAAACUCCCAAAGCCCCCACCCCUAAAACCCCCCAGUCUUCCACACUUAAAACCCCCAGCCCCAAAAAGGACUCCACCACCAAACUCAAGAUUAAAAUUGCCUCCCUGGUGAAGAAGUACAGUAAGUCUCCAUCUGCAGGGUCAGCCCCACUGUCACCCGGCCCCUCCCCCCCACAACUGAGCCCCAUUAAACCUGAUAAACCCCGUAAAGUGCCCACCGAGCCAAAGAGUGUUCCAGGUCCUGUAUCUCCACCUCUGUCUCCGUCUCUGUCUCUAGCUUCCUCCAAACCCAUGUGGGCUCCUCAGGAAACAGACGCUCCGCUGAACCUCACGGCGAUGACGGACCCCUCACUGAGGGACGACGUUCAUGUCUGUGAGUUGUGCGGAGCGUGGUACGAGACGAGGAAGGGCCUGUCCAGCCACGCGAGGGCUCACCUGCGGCAGUUCGGGGUGGAGAUUGACUCCAAAGGCGCCCCGAUUGACAUCCUGCAUGAGCUGCUGCUGAAGGAGGAGCAGAGCGGGAGGGUCAGCCCACUGCAGCUCGAUGACAACCCUCCCUCGUCCACUCCCCCCAGAGCUGCCCCAAAACGGCCCACGCCGUCUUCGCCGCUGCCUGAGGGGCCACACACUGCCCCUGUCUCCCCACCGCCCCUCAAAAAGAUCAAAAUCUCAGCUGCAGCGGUGGGGGCAGAGCCAGAGGAGGAGGCAUUUGGGCUGAAAGCUCAGCGGAAAGGUGAUUCGUCGAAGGACGUGAGCUGUGAGUUCUGUCAUGAGAAAUUUAAGAAGAGUCAGAGUUUAGCAAGCCACGCCCGCUCUCACCUGCGGCAGCUCGGCAUCACCGAGUGGACUGUGCACGGGUCACCCAUGGCAACGCUCAGGGACCUGAUGGCCCGCCGUGGAACAACCAGUUUACCCAAGCCUCAUGCUCCUCCCUCAAAGCACAGUGCCACACCCAUGAAACCACUUAGCUCACCCAUUAAGCCACAUGCCCCACCCACAAAAGACAGUGCCACGCCUACGAAGCCUCAUACUUCACCCACAAAGCCAUAUACUCCACCUGGACAGUCCCGUGUUCUGGAAAAGCCUGUUGCCACGCCCACAAAGCCUCUUGCCUUACCUACAAAGCCUCAUGAUCUGCCUCCAAAGCCCCUGCCCUCAACACCCACUAGUCCUCUACCUCCAUCCACAGCCCUGCCCCCACUGACUCCUGGUUCCGCCCCCAUUGCUCCAGGCUCUGCCCCUCCCCGAGUGCCCAAGGCCAGGAAAGGCUCACGGACAGUGGUGCCUAAACCGAAGGACGAGCCGGUGGAGAAGAACAUUACUGUCGUAGAACCCCCCAAACCCAAAAACACUACUACACCUUCACUGACCGCCCCAGUGUCCAGCAGCAGCCAGAGCAGCACAGUGCUGAAGCCGGAGGCCGAUCUGUCCAUGCCGGUUCGGUGUGAUUACUGCAGUGAGAUGUUUGACAGUCGUAAAGCUCUGUCCUGCCACGCCCGCGCCCACCUGCGCCAGCUUGGGGUCAGAUGGUCCCCCAACGCCUCACCCAUCGACACCCUGUAUGAGCUCAUGCUGAGGGAGGGAACGCUGCAGGGGUCAGAGGUCAAACCGGAGCCUGCAGCGGGGGCCAGUGGGUUGUGGAGGAAGGCAACCUCCUCACCUCGAACAUUCACAACUUCACCCGUAGACUUUUUUGCAGAGAAAACAGACUCGCUGGACAACAUGGCUGCAGGGUGUGAGGCUACAUGUGAUCUGUGCGGGUUUGACUUUGAGAACAGAAAAGCUCUGGCGAGUCACGCACGUGCUCAUCUCCGCCAGCAGGGGGUGGACUGGCACACUAAUGGCUCUCCCAUAGAGACACUGGCCGAGUGGAUGCAGAGAGAACCGGGCAAAGUGGCAGAGCUCCACAAACGCUACAUGAGGGGAGAACUGCCUCAGGUGGUCAAGAAGAGGAGUUCCACAUCCCCUCAUCCCUCGCUCUCUGACCCAGAGCCCGCUCGCCCUGCAACUGCACGAGAGGUCAAAGGUCAACCAUCCACUUCCUCUGCCCACAGGAAACCAUUGGCUUCGCAGCACACACCAACGCACACUGCUGCCAGAGGUUGUGAGAGGCGUCCUCCUAAGCACAUCCCCCACAGUGACAGCAGACUGGGGGCGGGGCCUCUGAAGCCACGUGUGGGGAACGCUCCCUCCCUCAUGCCCCGCCCACCGGAGAGCAGCCUGGUUAAACUGGUGGGGAAAGUUUACUCACUGAAGUGCAGGUUCUGUGAGGAGGUGUUUAAAGGUCCUCUCUCGGUUCAGGAGGAUUGGCUGAUUCACCUGCGGCAGCACAUCCUCAACCUCAAACGGGACUCCGCCCCUAACUCCGCCCCUAUAACACAGAGCCCCGCCCCCACAAUCCAGCACUCAGACACGGCGCAGCUUAUUGGCCCGCAGGUCAUUUAAGGGGCAGGAACUGCUCGUUACCAUAGCAGUGUGGUAAGGACUGCUUUACUGCUCCCCCUCAGGAAGCUUCAGCUGUGAGCUUUACACUGAGUCUAAAUUCUCAUCUUUUUAGCUGAAACUACUUUUUACAGGUUUUUACAGUUGGUUUUGGGAGACUCACUGAAGAGCUGAAUGUAUUUUACUGUCUGGAUUCUGGAUUUUGUGUUUUUACCUUUCAUUUUUUUAAUUAGGGUUUAUUUUUAGAUUUUUUACAUGCUGUUUUUAUACUGGUAUAAAGGGAACAGAACUCUCUCAUA